Sphaerodactylus townsendi is the source of this 5082-nucleotide messenger RNA. It is a transcript of the gene LRRC3C, whose product is annotated as leucine rich repeat containing 3C. The coding region runs from base 773 to 1555 and encodes 260 amino acids. The record is from RefSeq and is a predicted model, not a curated record. The transcript is spliced from 4 exons. NCBI's taxonomy places the organism in Eukaryota, Metazoa, Chordata, Lepidosauria, Squamata, Sphaerodactylidae. Gene Ontology annotation, cellular component: plasma membrane. Gene Ontology annotation, molecular function: protein binding.
AGCGGGCAGCCGCCCGGCACCACUCCAGGGCCCCCGGGACGGGGUCCAGCUCCGGCCCAAUCACCUCCCCCCCCCCCGCCGCCCGCGAGUUGCCUCCCGUGCGCGCGCUCCCCGGCUCGCCCUCGCCCCGGACCGGGGGGGGGUGUCUCACUCCGCAGCCGAGGAGGGCUCGCCUGCCUCGGCCGGGCUGGUUCCGCCGGCGCGCCCAUGCCGCCAGCAGCCGCAGCGCCGCGCUCCCCCCGGGGCGGCCCAGGGCCCGGCGGCCGAGCGCGCCUCCCUGCCGCCCCCCGGCCCGGCUCGCUGGGCUGCAGCCGCCGCUCCGGAGCGCCCGCGGCGGGGGGCGCCAAUGCCAGUCGCGCGGCGGCCCUGCUCGGGACCCCCGGCCGGCGGCGGCAGGUGCGCCUCCAGUGGUGUGGGGCACCAUCGGCUCCUGUCCUACUUCUUUGACCUCACCAGUUCCACAUACCCUUGGGUAUUCCCCUGGUGACAUGGGCCGUGUUUCGCAGCCAGCUGUUCCUUUCCGGCAGCUCGCAACGAGAAGAGUCUUGUGGCUUAGUGACUAAAGGGAACCUCCACAUUCAGAGGCAGUCGGCCUCUGAAUCCCAAGACCAAGAGGCAACGUCAGGGAAAGGCCUCGGCCUCUGUGCCCUUUUGUUGGCUCUCACAAGAUGGUGCUCGCCCAACAGUUGUCUGCGGGGCUCCCUAAGGGGCAGAGAAGUUGCAAGAGGUGUCUGUUUACUGAGUAGAUGCCCAGUUAUCCAGAUGCCCCAACAUGCCUUUUCUGGACUGGUUCUUUUACCACUCAGUGGCCACGUGGCUGCUUCUCCAGAGCUUCAUCCUGAUAGCCUUUUGCUUCCACUCAGCCACCACCUUUCCCAAGGGCUGCUACCCAUCCAGCGAAGACGGUUUGAAAACUUUCCGUUGUAGCAAAGCUCAGCUUACGAUUAUCCCGAAGGAUAUACCCAACGACACCAACAAAUUGUUCCUGGAUUACAACCAGAUCUCUUUCCUACCCAAUGAUGCCUUCCAGAACUUGCCGCUUCUGAUGGAGUUAGACUUGUCUCACAAUGUCAUCAGCCGGGUAGAGAUUGGGGCUUUCCGGGGCUUGCCGGAAAAUCUGCAUUCUUUGGACUUGUCUUCUAAUAAGCUGGUGUCAGUCAACAAGGACGUCUUUAACCCACUUAAAGCCAAAGCCAACCUGUCCAGCAAUCCCUGGCUAUGUGACUGCACUCUCCAGCAACUCAUAGAGAGGGUAGAACUAGUUGCUGGCACUUCCGAUGGCAUCUUGUGUGAUGCAUCUGUGCGGAAGGAACACAUCGGCAAGCCGUUCCUACAACUUGUUGGGGAUGUAGACUUCUGCAACAUCUAUAAAAAGACCACAGACAUUGCCAUGCUGGUCACCAUGUUCGGCUGGUUCGCCAUGGUGAUCUCAUACCUGAUCUAUUAUGUCCGGCAAAAUCAAGAAGAUGCCCGACGUCACCUAGAGUAUCUCAAGUCCUUGCCCAGCAAGCAGAAGAAGUCAGAGGAGUCUUCGACAAUUAGCACUGUGGUUUGACCAAAAACAGUCUGUCCUCCUGAACUACCCCACCCAUGUCUUCAGAAAAUCAUAGAUCUGCUGGAAUAGAUGGGGAGGUUCUCAGUCUAAUUCUGGUGGAUCAUGCUGGAACGCACAAUGGCUGAAGAGACUGUUAUUCAAUGAAGAACAUCAAAGAACCCUACUGCGGGGAGGCAGAGCCUCGUUUGUAUAAAAUGCCUGCCUUAAUAUUUAGCUCUCAAACAUCGAACAACAAGCAUCAUGCCCCAGUUAAGAGCCAUGACUGAAUUCUUCGACAUACAAAAAAACGAGAGGUCGAAUCGACUGUUUCCCAGGCCUAUGGUAGAGACUCCGUCAUGCACUCACCUCGUAAAACACCUUCACCUGUCCCUCCUCCAAUGCUUGGGAUUAAAAACCUGGAGCUUUGCAUCCUGGGAUAUAUUCCCAUCAUGCAGUGCCCCAGAAGUAUGAUUGAGAGGGAGAAGGUUGUGCUCAAGCUCUGAUUUAGGACAAGUCUUAUAGGAGUACAACUAAAUCCUAUGUAUGCUGACUCAUAAGUAAGUCUGUCAGUCUUUAGUAGAGUUUACUUCUAAGUCUGUCUAUGCAGGCUGUAGCCUUAGAGGUUAUUUCAGGGCCUGAAGCACAAAAGCUGAAAAUAGUUUUAAUCUAAAGUAAUUACCAAGUACUGGGAGGCUGUCGGGCCUCUCAUUAAUGUGUAAGAUUAGAGAGGAAGAAACAAAUUACGCUGACCCGUUAAUGCUGAACGUUCAUCUUGAACGUGCUCUAACAGCACUGACUCUUCCCCUCUUAGGUCCUUUACAUUAGGACUUUUUUAAAGUAAUUCUUUUUAUUCUUUACAGAAAUCCAUUAGAACAUUAAGGAGGGGGGGGAAUCCACAUUUUGAACUUUCUGAAUUGUUCUGUCACAAUUUCUCCCUGCUGUUACAGAAGCCUAUUUCAAGAGUCUCUUGAAAGAUGGAAAAUCUGAGCUAAAGGAUGCUAUAAAAAUGGGGCUCAAAAAGGCAGGCAGAAAACCCCAGAUCCAACAAACAACAGGGACAUCUGAGGGCUCUGUGAUCCAUGUAGUGCUGGGGGUCACAUCCAAGCUUGGGCCCAGAACCUCUAAGGAGUGGCAUCUUACCUGCAUGCCUGGGUCAGCACAUUGCUGAUGGAGGUCUUUCAUCCCGUUUCCUACACUAGGGAUGGCAGGUUCCAAUAUCAAGUUGGUCCCAAUCAGUUUUCUGGUGAUGAAAAGGAGGAGUCACCUUUGACCAUCCAAAAAGGCUAUGCUGGAGAUUGUGGGACAUGCAUAGGCUAAAACCAUGUGAAACAGGCUGUAAUAAGUAGACGAACUGAGCGACUCGGAGUGAAAAAACUGACUGGAUCCAACUAAUGAAAACCUCUUUUUACAGGUGAAUUGCAUUACCUGGUCAGGGAGGGAUUGUGCUUAGGUUUUUUCUUAUUACAGGUGGCUGCAUCCUGACGGUAGUAAUCCAAGGCUCCCAAAAUGCCUGUCAUUCACAGAAUAUUUUUAUCAUUUUGCCGAAGUAACUUUUUAAUUUUUAAAAAAGCAACAGAAUUCCUAAGCAGAACCAUCAACUCGUAGCUGAAAAUAUUUGUAGAGGUGUUUAUAGGCAAAACAUCACCUUACUGAGAAAUAUAUAGCAUCUUUCAACAUUUUUGUGGGGGGGACAUGGUGACUUUCUUUUCCGACAUUUUCUGGACUGCAGAAAAAAAAAGAAAGAAAAUCCAAACAUAAUUUCAUUGGUUUUCAAACUGACUCUUUUAUAAGCGCUGUAGCAAUAGCUGGAUAUCCAUUUUGCUGGAAUGCCUCAUUUUUCCUCCAUGGAAGCGAUCAGAAUGAAAUGCAUAUGGACCAGUAGUAUAUAUAUGUGGCAAAACAUGACUUAUAGAAAACACAUCUACGUGUAAGGUAUAGAAUAGCAUAAUGGGGUCACGUUCUUGGAGACUUUUUUUUUUAAAAAAAAUGAAAACAGUUUCAGACCCAAGUUUGAAAAGAAUUUACCCAGGUUCCAGAAAUGUUCUUGUUUUCCUUCUGUUUGUCUGAACCAGAAAUAGAAAACUGCAAAACAAAGAGCCUGAGGAGCGGGGCCAUUUGUCUGUUGCUGUUGUUUUUUUUCCACUCAGGGGACUGGCCUACUCAUGUGAAUGGCGAGAUGUCGGAACAGUGAUGAAAAUCGGAUUUUGCAUUUUUUUUCUGGAACUCCUAUGAAGUCAUUGCAGAACUUUUAAGCUCUGCAGCUGAAAGUUUGCUCUGAACUCCAGAAUGACUUCACCGUUCUGUUCAUUCCAGUUCCUUCUUAUUUACAUCUCUUCUCCCAGGCAUCAGCUGUGACAACGCCUGCAAUCUCCAGAGAUCUUAAAUGCCCCUUACAGAUGGUGAGUAUUGCCGCAGCUGAGAUGCUCUCUUCCAGUUUAUAUGCGCUCACAUGAGUAGGCCACUGUUGUCAAUGAAGAAAGGAGUAAGAAAGGCUUGCAAUGGCCCAAGGCGAGAUGUACGACUGAUGGAAAGCGCCAUCCAAUCUGAUCUCUCUUGCUGUCCAACUUCGCACCAUCUGUAUACACCAAUGUGCCACAUGGAAGGGUCAUUUUUGUCAAGACUUUCCCGACUGCCGGAAGAAGUGAGCAUCGAGGACCUUAGGGCUGGGGAAGGUAUCUCUACUCAGUCCAGACUUUGAGGAUGUGAAAACUGCAAAUGGAGCUGUGGGCAAGAAACACGUCUGUAGCACACCCAAGACCUCAGAUGUGACCUGGACGCGCCCACCUGUAUUCCUCAUGUGCCUACCUGGUUUCUGCUUGGGGGGAACGAUGCCCUGCCAGGUUUCCAGACCAUCCAAUACUCUGCUCUGGCCCAAGAGGGGCAAGAGAUAGAGGUUCCAUCCACCUGCCAUACUCUCAAGUGCUCUUUAUUGAGAGGCGCCUCCUCCAGAGCUUUCGUAGUCUGGUGUUUUAAGGCAGGGCUUUCCUAUGGGUGGACGUUGUUUUUGCAAGUCCUACCUACUUUGUAGCAAAAUCGUUCCCCUCGUUCUCCAAGAGGCUCCUCCUCCUUCUGAUCCCUUGCCAAUAAAAGCCGAAAAGCCUUCUUUUAAAGAAAGAGAACCUACCAUCUGCUUAAAGGGGCGUUGGUCAUCGACAGUUUUAAUUUUGAGGACCCAGGAGUCAGCCGACCUUCCACUGUGACCGUGCGUUGAGGGAACACAGAAUUUUCGAAGGAAGGCCCUGUUGUACAAACUCUCUUUCUCCGCUGAUAUGCAGCCUUAUGCCUUGAGCUCUUCAAACUCAAUACCUCUUCUCUACAUUCCCAGAAUGCGGAACGACUUCUCCGUCGCAGUUUGGGCAGCCAAGCAGAGCUGCAUUCAGAGAAAACAGAGAGAAACCAAAAUGGGUGCCGAAAACCUACACAGAGUGCACAAAGUGGGUGGGGGUGGGGGAGAAUAUACCCAGCUAAUAAAAAUCUGUCCUGUUUUUUCAAAUGUUAUUUAACUUCUCCCAUGAAACAAGGCAAAUAAACAAAAAAGUUCCACAGGC